Molecule: messenger RNA, 2370 nt
Organism: Camelina sativa (false flax)
Lineage: Eukaryota; Viridiplantae; Streptophyta; Magnoliopsida; Brassicales; Brassicaceae
Product: DEAD-box ATP-dependent RNA helicase 37
Molecular function (GO): nucleic acid binding; ATP binding; RNA helicase activity
Source: RefSeq, a predicted model, not a curated record
GAAGAACCAAAGUCAAAAAAAAAAAAAAAAAAAAAUCUAUUUUUCUCUGUGAAUUUUGAUUCUAUCGCUCUGUACGCAAAUAGGCAUCGUUCGUUCGUUCGUUCAUUACGUAUCUCUCUCUCUAAUUUAUCUCUGUCCGAUCCCAAAAACUAAAAAAAAAAAGGAGUUCGUUGUUUUAUUGAAGAUUUUUGAUUAAGAGUAAAACAAAAAGGUUUCGUUUUGCUGGGGAUUUGCAAGUUAUUUAGUGUUUUUGAUUAUGAGUGCAUCAUGGGCUGAUGUGGCUGACUCAGAGAAUGCUAAUUCUGGGUCAUCUAAUCAGAAUUCUCAUCCUUCUCGACCUGCUUAUGUUCCUCCACAUCUAAGGAACAGGCAACCUACUUCUGACCCUGUUGCUGCUCCAUUGCCGGCUAAUGAUCGUGUAGGUUUUGGUGGUCCACCUUCUGGGUCUCGAUGGGCUCCUCCUAGUGCUAGUGCUGGUUCUGGUGGUGUUGGUGGUGGUUAUAGGGCUGAUGCUGGUCGUUCUGGCUAUGGCUAUGGUGGAAGAGGAGGUGGUGGUUGGAACAACAGAAGCGGAGGCUGGGAUCGUAGGGAACGUGAAGUCAACCCUUUUGAGAAUGAUGAUUCCGAACCAGAACCAGCUUUUACUGAGCAGGAUAAUACCGUUAUUAAUUUUGAUGCCUAUGAAGAUAUUCCGAUUGAGACUAGUGGGGAUAAUGUGCCUCCUCCUGUUAACACAUUCGCUGAGAUUGAUCUUGGGGAGGCCUUGAAUCUUAACAUCCGUAGAUGCAAAUAUGUUAAGCCAACACCUGUACAGCGUCAUGCUAUCCCUAUAUUGCUUGAAGGGAGAGAUUUGAUGGCUUGUGCUCAGACUGGCUCUGGGAAGACUGCUGCUUUUUGCUUUCCAAUUAUUAGUGGAAUUAUGAAGGAUCAGCAUGUACAGAGACCCCGUGGUUCACGCACAGUUUACCCUCUUGCAGUCAUUCUCUCACCAACCAGGGAGUUGGCUAGUCAGAUACAUGAUGAGGCUAAAAAGUUCUCCUACCAAACUGGUGUGAAGGUUGUUGUUGCAUAUGGAGGAACACCUAUUAACCAGCAGCUCAGGGAACUUGAGAGGGGAGUUGAUAUUCUUGUGGCAACUCCUGGUCGACUAAAUGAUUUACUCGAGAGAGCUAGAGUCUCUAUGCAGAUGAUUAGAUUUUUAGCUCUGGAUGAGGCCGAUAGGAUGCUGGACAUGGGUUUUGAACCGCAAAUUAGAAAGAUUGUUGAACAAAUGGAUAUGCCUCCCCGUGGAAUUAGACAGACAUUGUUGUUUAGUGCUACUUUUCCAAGAGAAAUUCAGAGACUUGCAGCUGAUUUCUUAGCAAAUUAUAUUUUUUUGGCUGUGGGUAGAGUGGGUUCAAGUACUGAUUUAAUUGUCCAAAGGGUUGAGUUUGUCCUUGACUCUGACAAGAGAAGUCAUCUCAUGGACCUGCUUCAUGCUCAGAGAGAGAAUGGCAUCCAAGGCAAGCAAGCUCUGACCUUAGUUUUUGUGGAGACGAAGAGGGGAGCUGACUCUUUGGAAAAUUGGCUUUGCAUCAACGGGUUUCCAGCAACCUCCAUUCACGGGGACCGAACACAGCAGGAAAGAGAAGUGGCACUGAAGGCCUUCAAGAGUGGGAGAACACCAAUUUUGGUUGCAACAGAUGUAGCAGCACGUGGGCUUGACAUUCCUCACGUGGCUCAUGUGGUCAACUUUGAUCUACCAAAUGACAUUGAUGACUAUGUCCACCGCAUUGGACGAACAGGACGUGCUGGCAAAUCAGGAUUGGCAACUGCCUUCUUCAACGAUGGCAACACCUCACUGGCCAGACCGCUUUCUGAGCUGAUGCAAGAAGCUAACCAGGAAGUCCCUGCGUGGCUCACUCGGUAUGCAUCACGCUCCUCUUUUGGUGGUGGCAAGAAUCGGCGGUCUGGUGGUCGGUUUGGUGGUCGUGACUUUAGAAGGGAAGGGUCUUACAGUAGAGGAGGCGGUGGUAAUGAUUACUAUGGUGGUGGAGGAGGCUACGGCGGAGGAGGAGGCUACGGUGGGGGAUAUGGCGGUGCUCCAAGUGGUGGAUAUGGCGGAGAAACUCCAAGUGCUUGGGACUAAGCUGCCAAUGUUUUUUUUUUUGUUCUGGUCAUAACUUUUGACUAUUUUGUUUUUCUUCUACAUUCACAAAGAGAGAGAGUAUGUAUUGCCCCUUACACCUAUGAGAUAUUUACUCAAGAGAUGGAUAUAUAACAAUUUGUUGCUGUUUUAGGUGUUUGGAUAUUUUACAGGCUAUUAUUAGGGGUUGUCGUAAAAAGAACAGUCAUCAGUUUCACAGUUAUAGUGUUUCCAAAUUUGUAUCA